Molecule: messenger RNA, 1118 nt
Organism: Neltuma alba
Lineage: Eukaryota; Viridiplantae; Streptophyta; Magnoliopsida; Fabales; Fabaceae
Product: B-box zinc finger protein 19-like
Exons: 2
Coding region: 103-807 (234 amino acids)
Molecular function (GO): zinc ion binding
Source: RefSeq, a predicted model, not a curated record
CCUGCACUUGUAGAGAGAGAAAGAGGAGAGAAAAUUCCCGAAGAACCAGGGAGAAAGAGAAAUUCAGGAGACCAAAUAUUAUCCUAGUUUUAACGGCAGGAGAUGAAGAAUUGUGAGCUGUGCAAGGCGCCGGCGAGGACCUACUGCGAAUCCGACCAAGCUAGCUUGUGUUGGGAAUGCGACGCUAAGGUCCACGGAGCCAACUUCUUGGUAACCAGGCACUCCAGGACCCUGCUAUGCCAUGCGUGUCAGUCUUUGACUCCAUGGAAAGCCUCCGGUGCCAAGCUCGGAAACACCCUUUCUCUUUGCGAGAGUUGUGCCGGCGGAAUGAAAGAUGGUAGUGACGAGGGGGACGAGAGUGAAGGUGGCAAUGACGAUGACAUAGACACAGAGGACGAUCUCGAUGACGUCGACGAAGAUGAAGACGAAGGGGGUGGUGGUGACGGUGACGAGGAUGGAGAUAAUCAGGUAGUUCCUCUGUCCUCCACACCACCUCCGCCAGCUUCAAACUCCUCGAGUAGUGAAGAGUCAAUUAGCAGAUGUUUUAGCAGCAAUAGAGUUAUUUCUGAAACGGCGAGCACACUAUCGUCGAAGCGAAAGCGUGAGGACGCAUCGGAUCUUAAUUUCCAGGAUGGUUGGAAGUGGUGGUGUAAUAAAGAGAGGAAAGGUGGAGAGCUAAAAAAGCAGGUGGCAUGGUUGGAAUGUGAAGGCGGCGAAGGAACGUCGAAGGAAUCGCCGAGAGGUGGAGAGAUCGGACCGGCUACCGCGAAGGGGUCCAACGAUGCGAGAACGCCGGAGUCCGUUUGAUCGCGGGAUUCGGGGUAUCAUAGCUGCACGAUCGAGAUGGUAGCUUCAGAUAUUAUUAUUACUGAAUUCUUGACUAACUAUGUCUAACUACAGUCUUAGUUUUUGACCAUUUGAUUGAUUGUAUUCUUAAUGAUCGUUCUUGUCCAAAACUUCCAAGAAAAGAAGUCUGUUUAGUGACCGGAACUUUUCCGUUGCCUUCAUUCAUCUUUCGUGUGAAUUGUAGAAAAAAUAACCAGACAUUUUUGCUUGAAAUGCCGCCGUGUUGACUAAGAACCACGGGGGAAAUGUUAAGAACCAAUUGAUCGCUGCUA